UCUCCAGUUUCACCUUCCUAGGCACCUCAGACACACACAAAGCUUCACUUCCAGGUGUACACCCCCUUCUAACAUGUGCCCAGUGUGCAUUGUACGCCUCCAUCUAUGACUCUUGAACCGCACCCCCACCACCACCCCCACCACCGCCGUCUCUCCACUUGCCACCGCCACCCGGCGGAGCCCUUCACCGGCGUCUGCGCCUCAUGUCUCCGCGACCGCCUCGCCGGCUUCGACCCCGCCACUCGCCUCGAAAUCUCCGUUUCCCCUCGCGUCAAUGACUCCGGGGGCGUUCCGUUGCAGCGAGUCGCUAGCCGGGCUUCCUGUCCGCUGGAGUUCCGCCGUUGCAAGUCUCUUUCCUCUGGAAAAUGCGAGGUUUUUCCCGGCUCGUCCGAGCCGCGCCGAAAAUCCUGCGAUGUUAGGGUUCGGAGUACUCUGUGUGAUCUAUUCACUCUCGACGACGGGAGGAACGGGUCGAACAGAGAAAAAUUCCAGGUGGAAUCGAGGAAUUUAGGGUUUCAGCGAAUUACAGCUCCGGUACUUGAAUCGAGGGAAGAGGAGGAAAAUGAAGAAGAAAUUAGGGGUUUUGAGGAGGUUUUGGCAUCAGAUGUGAACGUUAUCGAUAAGGGAAUCGAAGAGUUUGAAGAUAAUGAAGAAGUAAAGACAAUGAAAGAGCACAUAGAUCUUGAAUGGAAGAAUAGAAAACCUAAUGGCAGAGAUUUCAGGGACAUUGCAGGCAGUUUUUGGCUGGCGGCUUCAGUUUUCAGCAAGAAGUUGCGAAAAUGGAGGCAAAAGCAGAAGAUGAAGAAGCCCAGUGGAAGUGGCCACAGUUUAGAGGCAAUGGAAGUGGAGAAGCCGAUUGGGAAACAGAUAAGGGAGACGCAAUCGGAGAUUGCAGACUAUGGACUCGGACGGAGAUCUUGUGAUACUGAUCCAAGGUUCUCCAUGGAUGCUGGGAGGAUCUCAGUUGAUGCUCCACGCUAUUCGUUUGAUGAAGCUAGGGCCUCAUGGGAUGGUUAUUUGAUGGGGAGAAUGGUUCCAAGGCUUCCCCCCAUGGUUUCCGUGGUUGAAGAUGUGAACUUGGAGGCUUGCAGGUCUGGGAACAGGGGAAUGGUUGUGGAAGAGCAGAUGAAUUCGAUAAAUGAGGAUGAGAUGACAUCUGGCGGAUCAGCUCAGACAAGGGAUUGUUCCGAUUCUUCUUCCUCACAGAGUCGUAGAAGGAGCUUUGAUUGUUCUAGUUCUAGCAGGAAAGGGGCAGGAGCUGAGGCGGAUGAGAUGAAAUCGGUGCCGGAUGCAAAGGUCUCUCCUGCCACUGUUGAUGUCUUCCAUGGGCUUAGGUUGCUACUUACGGAAAGAGGUUUGAGAGACUCACACUUGAAUUCUCUCAAAGAUGAUCAGUCAGAGGUCAUUGAAUCUGUCUCCAAGAAUGCUGCUUCUGCCUCUGUUGCCGGCACUUGUAGCCGAAAUGGGUUCAGGAAAUCUAGACAGUGGUGCAAGGUGUGGAACAUUUGGAGUUCGGUGCACAGGCGUGGUGAUGGCAAAUGUGAAGAUAAAAGUGGGUAUUUUAGGGGAACUGUAGCUGACCAACCAGUUGUGGAGACUUGGGAAAGGAUGGGAAGAGAGGUCAAUGGAGCAGCAAACCAUAAGCUGACUCGUAGCCAUAGCAGCAGUAGCUCAAAGAGUUCAUUCAACAUGGCAGGAUCCUUCCAGGGCAUGAAGGGUGGUGCUGAGUCCAAAGGCCAUGUGAGUAAGAGAAGAGAAGAAUUUGUGCUAGAGCGAAACCGGAGUGCCAGGUAUUCUCCAAACAAUCUUGAUAAUGGUCUAUUACGGUUCUAUUUGACACCAUUGAGGACCAGUAGGAGAAGUAAAUCCGGACAAAGUAGGCUAAAGAACUCCCCCUCUAUAGCAGGGAGUGUCUUGAAGUUAUACUGAAUUGAAGGUUUGGUGGGGUGGCCUUCAAUGGAGUAUUACUUUGUAAAGACGUAUUAAGAUGUUAUAUUGUUGUCUUUAGAUAAAAUCUCAUCAUAUUGUUGUCUUUGCUCUUCUUAACAUGCUUAUUAAUAAUGCAGUAAUGAAAAUUUUUGGCAUUUCUUUGUUGC
This is a messenger RNA of Vitis riparia (riverbank grape), 2096 nucleotides long. RefSeq names its product protein OCTOPUS-like. The record is from RefSeq and is a predicted model, not a curated record. The coding region runs from base 106 to 1929 and encodes 607 amino acids. The transcript has a single exon. Gene Ontology annotation, cellular component: plasma membrane. Lineage: Eukaryota; Viridiplantae; Streptophyta; Magnoliopsida; Vitales; Vitaceae.